AUGACUGAAAGGUUAAUAGCGGCUCGGCCAAACUUAGACCAAAUCAAAGCAAUAGUAGAGUACAUGGAACAACAUCCAGUAUUAGGUUCAGGACAAUUAAGAGGCAUGGAAGGACGACAUGAAAGUAAAAAACUAUGGAUGAAACUCACACGGAUAGUAAAUAGCAUCAAUGAAGGCCCUACUAGGCCUAUGAAAUCUUGGGUGAAGUUCUGGGCAGAUAAAAAAUCAUCAGUGCGCUCAAAGGUUAUAUCAUCUGGUGGAGAUCCGAGUGUCCUAAGUUCAGGCAUUGACAGAAAAAUAUGGGAUCUCUUUUUAGACAAUGAUACUCCAACUAAACCAAAACAUUCAGUUAAAGUUGAAUCUCAUUACCUGGAGGAUAACACAUUUUAUAAUGAAGAUGAUAUAGAAGACAAUAAUAUAGAUGAACCAGUACUUAGCAGUGAGGACCCAGCUCCUGAAACACUUAGCCUUGAAGAGCGUAAUAUGAUACUUAUGGAAAAACUGGUGAAAGUGAUGACUGAUCAAGCCAAUGCCAUGUCACAGCUGGCGCAUGCGUCGCAAGUUAGCUCACAAGCUAUGGAGAGAUUGGCCGAAGCAUCUGAAUUACAGGCCCGUGCAAUCGAGAGGCUUGCGAAUACCUUCGAGUCCAUUGGUUCAACGGCUCAUCACAUCAGCACCUCAAUAGUUGACAUAGACUCGACCAUGAAGAGAUUCUACAACACAGCGCCCACCUAA
This is a messenger RNA of Leptosia nina, 735 nucleotides long. NCBI's taxonomy places the organism in Eukaryota, Metazoa, Arthropoda, Insecta, Lepidoptera, Pieridae. The record is from the annotation of a GenBank genome assembly.